Molecule: messenger RNA, 4106 nt
Organism: Acipenser ruthenus (sterlet)
Lineage: Eukaryota; Metazoa; Chordata; Actinopteri; Acipenseriformes; Acipenseridae
Product: tyrosine-protein kinase receptor TYRO3-like
Exons: 20
Coding region: 631-3252 (873 amino acids)
Biological process (GO): cell surface receptor protein tyrosine kinase signaling pathway; cell migration; nervous system development
Cellular component (GO): signaling receptor complex
Molecular function (GO): protein binding; transmembrane receptor protein tyrosine kinase activity; ATP binding
Source: RefSeq, a predicted model, not a curated record
UGACAGUUCCCGCCGGUGACCGCCAGACGGCGCUCGCUCCUCAGGUUUCUCCACUCUGAUUUGACUCCGGAAUCUCCUCGGGAGUUCUCAGCCGUGUAUUCUUGGGACUCGUGUGGUAAAUUAAAACUUUUCUUAAAGGAAACGGGAAGUGAACAUUUCAAAACUCUGAAAUGACUUGAAGCUGCUUGGGUCAGCGUUUCUAGUCGGCGGUAUCGACACCCCGCUGCAGGAUUGACAGGGAGAGAGGAGUUACUCGACAGUCUUCAGUCGAGUCGAGUCCCUACCUGCAGUGAGAGGCACACGGAGAAUGCGCGAGUGUUUGUGAGACUCGAGUGGUUUGUUUGUUUCUUUUUGUUUAUGAUAUACAGCAAUGCAGGGGGAGUAAACGGCUCAGUUAAAAUGAGAACAUGAAGGAGAACGGUCCGCUUUGGCUCAUCUUGUGGGUGACACUUGUCUGCACUCAUAUCAGCCAUGUAAUUAGCAGUGAUAUGCCUGUGUGGGUCCCAUUUUACAACUGGCACGGAGACCCCAUCAGCCAGAGACAGCAAAACUCACUCCUCAACACCCAAGACGCUGACAAAGACUUUUAGUCCCCGUCACGAACUCCCCGCUUACAACUGCUGCGUUGGCAUGAACCCCGAACAGAUACAAACUGCAGGUCUGCGCUUCACGCAGGGUCCCGUGAACCUGACGGUAACCCACGGCAACCCGGCCAGGUUAGAGUGCUCCGUGGAGGGCGGCAGCGAGCUGGAAAUCAGCUGGCAGAAGAAUGGGAAGAAACUGUCCAGCAUCGACCAGACUGACCUAUCAGUGGAUCAGAACCACUGGAAAUCAUUAUACCACAUGAAGUCUGUCCAGCAGGCGGACGCUGGGAUGUACGUCUGUGUGUCCGAGGCUGCUGGAGUCACUGUGUCCUCCGAGCCAGCCUGGAUCACUGUGGAAGGUGUACCCCACUUUGUGACAGAACCCCAGGAUGUCGCAGUGUUGCCCGGUGUGACCUUUAACCUCAGCUGUAGGGCUGUGGGGCCCCCUGAUCCAGUGCAGCUGGUUUGGUGGCAGAAGGGGGUGCAGCUGGGGGGUCCGCACCCCUCCCCCUACACCCUGACUGUCCCAGGCUUGACGCAGAGCACUGAGUUCUACUGCGAAGCCAAGAAUCAGAAGGGGGUGUCGACGUCUCGCACCGCCACUGUCCACAUCAAGGCGCUGCCAGGCCCCCCCCAGGAGCUGCAGGUGACCCGGGUUCAAGAGGACAACGUCACCCUGUCCUGGAGACCCGGCCUUGACGGACACUCCCCGCUGAGAGACUGCACCAUCCAGUUUGCAGAGAAUUCUGGGAAGAGGGAGGAGCUGUUUGAGCGGCAGGUGUCGGUCCCGCCCCACGAGCAGACGAUUGGAGGGCUGAGGUGCUUCUCAAACUACAGCACGCGAAUCGUCUGCAGCAACGAGGUCGGCUCCUCCCCUUUCACUGACUGGGUCGACUUCGAAACACUGGAGUCGGUACCGGGGGCCGCGCCCCUCAAUUUCAGUCUGGAGGUGAUGGGGGGCUCUCUGCUGCUGAGCUGGGGGGCUCCCUCUCAGAGGGAGCUGAACGGGGUGCUGCAGGAGUACAGGGUGGAGUGGGGUCAGCCUGGAGAGGAGAAGCAGGACGUCCUGCUCCUCACACAGACCCGUGUGAACCUCUCUCUCGCGGGAGGGCAGUUCUACAAUGCCUCGUUCCGUGUGAGCGCGUGCAACUCAGCGGGCUGCGGGCCCUGGAGCCAGACGCUGCUGGUGGGACCCCAGGAGGGUGUUUCUGUUGCAGUGACGCGCAGUCGCCUGUGGGUGCUGCUGUUCCUCGCAGUGUUGCUGGCUGCGGUGGUGCUGGGGGGGCUGGCCCUGCUGCUGCUCCUGCGCAGGAAGAAAGAGACGCAGUUCGGCGCAGUGUUUGAGCCGGUGCUCCCGGGUGCAGAGCCUGCAGUGUCCUACAGGGCGGCGCGCUCCUUUAACAGGCAGGGGCCUGAGCCCAGCGACUCCACAUUGGACUGCCUGGGUAUCAGCGAUGAGCUGAAGGAGAAGCUGCAGGACGUGCUGAUCCAGGAGAGAUGGCUCUCGCUGGGGCGCCUGCUGGGCAAAGGCGAGUUUGGCUCGGUCCGCGAGGCCGAUCUGAAGAGAGAGGACGGCUCUGUGAAGAGAGUCGCUGUCAAGGUGCUCCAGUCGGAUGUGAACUCCUCCGGUGAUAUUGAGCAGUGUCUGAGGGAAGCAGCCCACAUGAAGGACUUCGAUCACCCCAACGUCAUCAAGCUCAUCGGAGUGAGUCUGCAGAGCCGUACCCCCCAGCGCCUGCCCGUUCCCAUGGUGAUCCUGCCCUUCAUGAAGCAUGGAGACCUGCACCACUACCUGCUGAUGUCACGCCUGGGCGCCGCCCCCUUCACCCUCUCUCUGCCCACGCUGGUUCAGUUCAUGCUGGAUAUCGCUCGAGGGAUGGACUACCUGAGCCACAAGAACUUCAUUCACCGCGACCUCGCCGCGCGCAACUGCAUGCUGGGGGAGGAUAUGAGCGUCUGCGUGGCGGACUUCGGCCUGUCCAAGAGAAUCUACAGCGGAGACUACUACCGGCAGGGCUCUGCCUCCAAACUCCCCGUCAAGUGGAUCGGUCUGGAGAGCCUGGCUGACAACGUGUAUACGACACAGAGCGACGUGUGGUCGUUUGGUGUGACGAUGUGGGAGAUUGUGACGCUGGGACAGACCCCCUACCCCGGCGUGGAGAACUGUGAGAUCUACGAGUACCUGCUGAAGGGAAGCAGGCUCAAACAGCCCCCCGGCUGCCUGGACGAGGUCUUUGAGAUCAUGCACAGCUGCUGGAACGCCAACCCCAAGGGCCGGCCCAGCUUCCAGAGCCUGACUGGCCAGCUGGAGGAGGUGUGGGCAGGGCUAGAUUCCAAGGAGCUGCUGUAUGUGAACCUGGGGGAGGGGCGAGGGGAGGAGUCAUGUGGGGGACAAGGGGCUGGGGGCAGGGCUGAAGGUGGCGGUGUCCCAUGGCAGUAUGAGAAGGGGGAGGGAGGGGGAGCCGAGGGGCAGGGGGUGAGCUGUCUCAGGGACUCAUUGGGGGCAGCUGCUGCCACUGGGGGGGACUACCGCUACAUCAUGGACCCCCGCGGCUCACUUGAGGACGAUGGCCAAUCAGGAGCCAGCAGGGCCUGCCCACUGUUACAGGAAGCUGCAGAAAAGGGAGGGGAGGAAGAGGAGGAUGAAGACACCGUCAUCAACAUGUGACCCAAGGAGACUGCCUUCCCUUCCAGACAUCUCUCUUCUCCGGUCGCUGGACCGCGCCUUGCAGGGAAACAAGACGUUUUGGCAGUACCACUGGUACUAGCCCAUCCAUGGGGAAAUACACUGAUGCAGUAUAAGUAUUGCUCUUAGAGGUGCUGUCUGUGAAGGCUCUCUAUUUCAACAACAGCCUAUCUGAAUUUGUAUUGCGGUAUUGUGUUCUCCUAGCACCCAAUUUCAGCACUCUACCUCAGCUUGAUGAGCCACAGCACGCGUGGCUGUGCCCCAAGCCACUGCCAUGCCAGUCCUGAACUGCAGAGGAUACAUUUAUACCACAAGCACAGGGAUAUCAGCACGGGGGGCAUGUCUGUUAUUCAGCAUGCUCACAGGGACUGGUUUGGAAUGUGGCUUUGCUUCCAUUCCAAUCCAUUGCUGUGCUUCUGAAGUUCAGGACGGAGCUUCCCUAUUCAAACAAUACUGCCACCCAGACAUGAUUCAGAACAACCUUAAACUGUCUGAAAUCAUUUUAGAUUUCUAUUGUUGUUUGGAGAACAAGUUUAGUCAAGACAGUUACCGAUCUUAGGAGGAUGUCCUUACACAUUGUCCUUACUGAGGCAUCCUCCUGCAGUGAAUAAAACCUGCACAUCACGGGCGAUCAUUCAGCAUCCUCGAUAUAUAUUUGUAUCUAUAGACACAUUGUUCACGACUGCGCGUCAACACAGUGUUUGGGUUUAAACUUGCAGCACAGAGAUGUCAUUUACUGAACAUGUAUUGCAUGCAAUCACUUUCAAAGCACUGAAGAGAAAGGAAACUUGGUGAAUCUGUUAAAAUAAUACAGUGAGAAUUACACGAACAUUGAA